AUGAAGGAAUGUGAAAAGCUAUUCAAUGAUAAUAAGUCUAAGAAUAAAUAAGGAGAAUUAAAUGAUUUGGGAGAAAAGCUAGGACUAAUUGAGAAUAAAAUAAACAACUUAAAAUCAAGAGUUGAUGAAAUUAGAUAGGAAAUAGAAAAAAUAGAUUCAGGAAAGAAUGGUAAUGCAAAGGAAGAGCUUUUAUCUUAGCUUAAGUUUCUUAAAAAUAUGAUUAAUGAUUGUGAGGAGACAAAGGAAAAGCUAAAAGAUAAAAUCAAUAAUAUAAACUAAUUAGAUGAAAAUUAAUUAGGAGAUAUAGAUUUCCAAGGAAUUAAAGAUGACCUCAAUAAUUUAAUUGAUUAAUAACUUCCUAAAAUUGAUGAGAAAUUAUAUGAUCUGGAGAAGUAGUUAAAAAAAGAAAUUAAUAAUUAACGAAACUCAAAGUAAUAGGAGUAUCAAGAUGAAUAGAGGAAAAAUCAACUAAACCUAAAGAAGCUUGACGAUAAUUUCCUUAAAAUAUAAGAAAUAUUUUAGAAAUUAGAAUAGAGUCUUAAUAAUUUAAGAAACUAGCAUGAUUAUAAAGAUGUAGAAAGAAGCCAAGAUUGCGAAGAGAAUUUAAAGCCAUAAAUUGAUGAUUAAAAAGAGCUAUUUAAAGAUCUGAAAUUGAAGCAAUCAGAAAUACAGAAGUAACUAAAUUAAAUCGAUCUAAAGUAAAAUGAGAUAUCAAUGAAAAAAGGAGCUGAUUAAAGCCCUAAUAAUGAUAUAAUAGUAAAGCAAUGGCAAGAUUUACAUAAUUAAUCCAAGGAUAUUGCAAAUAUGAUAGAAAAGCUAAAUUUAGAGAGCAAUAGCUAAAUUUAGGUACUUGAUUAGCUUUCAACAAAAAUUAUUGAUGCAUAAGAUAAGUUCUCAUUCAAAGAUAAGAUUUUUUAUAAAUGCAAAGAUAAUCAGGCUUUGAAGUAAAAAUAAAUUGACUAGCUAAAUGAAUAAUUAAUAAAGCUCUAAAAAGAUACAGAAUAUUCUAAAAAUCAACUAGAUCAAAUGAUUCUUCCACUUAAUAACCCAGAUUUGGAAUUUUAAUACUAAGAAAAAUUAGAUAAAAUUACUUCAAACUCCUUAAAGAUUGAAAAGUAAAAAUCCUAAGUCACAAAUCUCUAAUUGAAGCUGAAUUCCACAUGUAAUAGUUUGAAUCACUUAGGAGACUAAUUAGUAAAUUCACGAGAUCUAUAAAGCAUUCUAGAUGAACUUGAAAAAUUAGACAUUGAAUUGCAAUAUGAGACUGAAGAAAUUAAAGCUUAGAAAAUUGUUAUCUCAUAAGAUUCUAUAGAUAUCUAAUAACUACUUGAUUUAAACAAAGAAAUUAAAUAAAAUGAGUGCUAGAAUGGUCUGAAACAACUUGCUUUGCAGCUUAGUGAUAUAGAUGAUAAAUGCAAGGAAGUUGAAAUGAAACUAGAGGAUUAUAUUUAAAAGAUUAAAGAAGGAAUCAGAGAAAAUAUUUAGAACGAAGAAGUGGUGAAUGAAUUGAAAUAAUUAAGAUAAUAAGCUGAAAAAAUUGAUGAAGAGCUAAGAUAGCUUAAAAGAAAAAAGAGCUACUUAGUUAGUUAGUAAAAAAUUUUAAAAGAUAGAGUUAACGAAAUAAAUGGUGGAACUGAUUCUGAUUCCACUAUAAGGGAUCUUGAUGAAUUAGCUCAGAAAAUAAAUUAACUAAGCUAAGAUGGAUUACAAAUUUAAGAGGACUUAAAUAAUAAAAGUGAUGACUUAGAUUCCAGAAUUCUAGAUCUAGAAAAAUAUCUCUCGAAGCAUACGUAAAUCUAGGGUUUACAGAAAGAAUAUAAUGAGAUUCUAGGAGAUAUUAAUAAAUCUCUGAACAAUGUAUCAAAUCGAAUGGAUGAUGUCUCAGAUUUGUAAACAUUACUUAAAAAAGUACUUUUGGAAAUGGAAAAAGGGACAAUAAAUGACUACUCACUUAAAGAAAAUUUUAUCAAAAGCUAGUUAGAAAUUCUAUAAGAAAUAGAGGAUUAGAUAUUCAAUAUGGAUGAGUAAAGGCAAUCAAUUGCUGAGAUACUCGCACAGAUGAGGCUUGAUCAAUAAAAUGAUAAUUCUGUGAGUAUCGAUCUAGAUACACUUUAAUAAUCUAUAACAGAUGCUAUAGAAUUAUUAGAUAAACUUGAACAGCAAGAUUAACAAGCUUAAUAAUGUUAAAAGCUACUCUCAUAAAUGCAAAGAGAUAUUGGUGACGCAGAUGCUCAAGAUUUAAUUUCUUUGAGAUCAAAAGAGAAUGCAGAAUUCACAUAGAAAUUUAAAAGACUUGAAUAAGAUUUCCUUGAAAUAAAAAAAUAAGUCUCUUAGGGUAGUCCAAGCAAGGAAGUAAGUUAAGAGUUGCAGUAAAUCGAAAAACUUUUAAAAUAACUUAGAGAUGAAAGGCCAAAUAUUCAAAAAGUUCUGAAUAACGAAUUAGAGCUAUAUCAAAUAGCUCCCUAAAAAUUAGAAAACCUUACAUUACUAGCUAGUGUAAUAGUAAAGAUCAGAGAGUUAGGAAUAAAAUUAAACAAAUUUAUUGAAUAAUUAGAUGAUACCAUACUUAAUGGAGUUAAAUUGAAGAGAAAAAUUGGAGGAUUAGACAUUGCAAAAAGAUUAAGGGAUUUAAAACAUAGAGAAGAAGAUCAGAGCAUGAGAUUAGAACUUGUAAAAAAGAGAUUUGAAUUCAUUGGAAAGGGCGCCUAAGAUUGUGACGGCUAUACCUCUAACACAGAAGAAGCUACCUUUAUCCUACCAGAAAUGCUUAAAAAGAUUCACGAUUCCUAAAAUGAAUGCAUUCAAAUUUAAUCUAAUGUUUAUGAAAUUAAAAAAGAAGUUGAUCAGCAAGAUGAUUAAAAUGAAAAAUGGCAAAAGUUCAUUCUUGACAAUUUAGAUAAUGUUGAGGAUAAUGUGGAUCUUAAUGAAAAAUCUGUUGUUUUCCUAGAAAAACUUGCAGAUAAACUUGAGGAUCAUUUCCUCUCAAUGGAUGUAAAGAAAAAACUUGAUAAAAGAAAACUUGAGUUGGCAGAACUACAAAAUAUCUGUUAAGACUUUUCAGAGAAGCUUUUAGACAUGCAAGAACACUUGAUUUAAGAUAUUGAGAAGAUAGAUAAUAAAGCUAGAAUAUAAAAUCCUUUGCAAGAUAUCUUAGUCGAUGAGCAUGGAAACCCAGUCAACUUAUUAGAAGAGCUAAUAAUUGUGUCUGAUGAAUUAAAGAGUAUUCUUGAUAAUGUUGCAUUAUUACAAGAUCAAAACGAAUAGAUUAGACAGUAAAGAGAUCAGGCAUAAAUAGAUUUUUAAGACGAGAUUCUUAAUAACUCUGCCUAUAGUAAAGCAUCAGGUAAGAUAGUUAAUAAAAAUGAUGUGUUCAUACUUUUGAAAUCGAAUGGUUGGAUGAAAAAAAAGAUUAUCACAAUGAUUAAGAAGUUAAAAGAAGUAUCAAAGAAGAUUAGAGAAAAUAAGGUUCGCUACUAGGAGGUAAGAAAUAAACUUGAGAGAUAAGCUCCUCGUAAACUCUAUAAGGCUGUAAAAGGAGAUAUGGUAGACGAGCUAUUUGCUGACUAUAUUAAUAAACUUAAUUGUCCAGUUCCUAUAAAGAGAUUGGGAAAUAAUUAGUACAAGUUUGGAACCAAAAAGAUUUUCGCAAAAAUCAUAAAUGGAAAGCUUGUAAUUAGAGUAGGAGGUGGAUAUAUGGGAAUUGAGGAGUUUAUGAUGUAUUAUGGGUAGCAAGAACUGCAAAAGAUUCAGAAAGAGGAAAUGCUGAAUGCUGAAGAAGUUGAAGAUGAGACAAGAAGGCUUAGUAUUGGCAAAGGUUUAUUAGGAGAUGGCUUUAUUACAUAGACAACCGAAGAAGAUGAAGUUGGAUAAACAAGAAGAAGUAACGUAAAUAUCGAGAAACUCAAAGAAAAGCUUAGAGAUUAAAGCGCCAAAAAAAAGAACAGAGGAAGAAGUAAUACAUAAGAAGAUGAGGAUGAGGUAUCCAAAUUUGGUGAUGGUGGAGCUAAUACUAUUGUUGGUAUAGGUGAUGUCAGAAAAGCUUUAAAGAAAAAUGUGUUUGAAAUAAAAACUUAUGAAGAAGGAAAAUCGCCUGUAAAGUCAUCUAAGAAAGUCAUUGGAAGUAAUGUCGAGCAUGAGCUAAAAAGUAUUGAGAGAAGAGUAGGAAAUAAGCUUAAAUCUAACCUGGAAAGCAAAAUGUCCCCAAGCAGACCUAAAACUGAUAACUAGCAUUAACAGGAAAUCUUUUAGAGAGCAAAUGAUAGACCACAAACAUAGGAUAGUACAAACAACCCAAAAGAAAUCUUACAACUGGCAUCAUAGAUUUGGGGAAAUACUGGAAGAAUAUUCUUUUACUUUGACGAUACAAAGAUGAUUAUCUACCCAGAAGAAAAAAACCCAUUUGAUAGAGUUUUCGCUAGAGUCCACAUUGAUUUGUUGGCAAUGGAUACUAAUGAUAUUCAAGUGCACUUCUUUCACUAGUACAAUAUUAAAUCUCAGAAAGACAAAAAUGCAGUGUUGAUAUGUCCUUUAAACUUCCCUCUUUUUGUUGAGAACUUGAAAAUUCUGGUAGAGCUGGGAUAUGACGCGCAAUUUAAGUUAACCUAGAACCAAUCAGAUGUUGACAUUAAAAAAUACUUUGAUAUCUCAGCAACUACACCCGCAGGCAACACAGUAAGAAGUAAUGUUGAGAUAAGUUGCAUUUUUGACAUGCAACUCUUCCCAGAAGAAUUCUAAGAAAAAGAAGUCAAUUUUGUGAUAGAUUAGAAUGGUUGUCAAAAUAUUUUGCACAAAUUUGCAUCAAGAUUAAACAUCAUUAUGGAUGACUACGCCAAUAUAAGCUUUAAAGCCUCAAGAGAUGAAUAAUCUGAUACACAAUUAGAUCCAGAGGUAGAAAAUGGUCAGCAACUUUAUAAUAUGGAGUUAUCUUCAAGUAGAAUGACUACUACCAUCAGAAAUAAAACUUAUCAAGCCUAACUUACUGAUGUUUCAAACAUAAGAGGCGAAUACAGUGUAUGCCUGAAGAAAGACAUGUUCACCAAGUUUUUCUCAGCAUUAAAGAUUCCAGGCUCAGCACAAUUAAGAAUCGAUCAUGAAGAAUCUUUUGAGAUGAAAUAUACAUUUGAAAAGAACCAUAACAUUUACCUAAUAAUUAGAGCUUCAAAUUUCAAUCCUUGA
This is a messenger RNA of Stylonychia lemnae, 5175 nucleotides long. NCBI's taxonomy places the organism in Eukaryota, Ciliophora, Spirotrichea, Sporadotrichida, Oxytrichidae. The record is from the annotation of a GenBank genome assembly.